Penicillium manginii is the source of this 684-nucleotide messenger RNA. RefSeq lists its product as uncharacterized. Bases 1 to 684 code for a protein of 227 amino acids. The transcript has 2 exons. The record is from RefSeq and is a predicted model, not a curated record. Lineage: Eukaryota; Fungi; Ascomycota; Eurotiomycetes; Eurotiales; Aspergillaceae.
AUGCAUUCCAAGACUUUGGCUUUGCUGUGUCUCUCGGCCUCUGCUCUGGCCACCGCCGAACUAGAGAAGAAGCAGUAUGGUGACAGCUCCGAUGACUACUACAACAGUCUCAUGGGAGAUCUCAAUAGCCUAGCCUCCGAGACCGACUAUCUCAACUACCUCACGGACUAUAGCGACAUCUACAGUGACCUGCCAACUGACUACCUGAGCGACUACACCGAUUAUCUGAGCGACUACACCCUGAGCGACUACAGCCUGACGGACUUCCCAAGCGCGACGAACCUGGGCGGGGGUGACAGCAGCAACACCGAUAGUGCUAGUAAGACAACUGCUGAUAGUGUCAACGUGCCUACUAUGACGACGGGUCCCACGGUGACAGGACUCGGCGAUACGCCCCCGGCCUCGAUCGAGUCUGUGCUCAUCACUGCGAUUCCGGCAUCAUUCAUGUCCCAAUUGAGCAACCCAUCAGCGCGGUCGUCCAUCUUCAGUGAAAUCGCUGAUGGCCACUACCCCCAGUGGUAUGCGGAUCUUCCUAGCAGUGUCAAGAGUUGGGUGUCAGAACACUAUGAGCCCACUGGAGGGUCUGGCAGUGGAAACCAUGGAAAUUCGGCACCGGUGACCGGAGUCAUGGCGUCCGGGGUGGCGGCUGCUGCGGGUGUGUUGGCCCUUGCGGUGUUACUGUAA